GUCAAUCAGGGAUGGAAUGGACAGUAUGGGGAUAUCAUCUCUACGUACUGGCAGCAGGAGGUCACGACGCUGGAUAUUCGCGAGCAAGACUACAAGUUGCACCAGCUCCCUCUGGCGCGGAUAAAGAAAGUGAUGAAGGCUGACCCAGAAGUCAAGAUGACAUCGGCUGACCCUCCGAUCUUGUUUGCUAAAGGCUGCGAUAUCUUCAUUACCGAGCUCACUAUGCGUGCAUGGAUCUACGCUGAAGAAAACAAGCGUCGGACAUUGCAGCGAGGCGAUAUUGCGUCUGCACUGGCGAAAUCGGGCAUGUUCGAAUUCUUGAUUGACAAGGUCCCUUGUGAAGAGGCA
This is a messenger RNA of Mytilinidion resinicola, 348 nucleotides long. Its product is annotated as CCAAT binding transcription factor component. The record is from RefSeq and is a predicted model, not a curated record. Gene Ontology annotation, biological process: regulation of DNA-templated transcription. The transcript has a single exon. Gene Ontology annotation, molecular function: protein heterodimerization activity; DNA binding; DNA-binding transcription activator activity, RNA polymerase II-specific. The annotation marks the transcript as partial. NCBI's taxonomy places the organism in Eukaryota, Fungi, Ascomycota, Dothideomycetes, Mytilinidiales, Mytilinidiaceae. Gene Ontology annotation, cellular component: nucleus; CCAAT-binding factor complex.